Messenger RNA from Oncorhynchus keta (chum salmon), 2620 nucleotides. RefSeq names its product DNA damage-regulated autophagy modulator protein 2-like. The transcript has 8 exons. The coding region runs from base 324 to 1142 and encodes 272 amino acids. Lineage: Eukaryota; Metazoa; Chordata; Actinopteri; Salmoniformes; Salmonidae. Gene Ontology annotation, cellular component: lysosome. Gene Ontology annotation, biological process: photoreceptor cell maintenance; regulation of autophagy. The record is from RefSeq and is a predicted model, not a curated record.
CUCUUCUGAAACACUAACAGGAAGUAACGGGAUUACGUUUUUGGUUGAGAGAGCAUGACAUAAACCCUAAUCCGUGUCAUGUACAUUUAAUUAUAGCGAUCAGAAGAGUAAACUACAACUUUGCUUUUCUGCGUUCUCGCUGUUAUUUUUUUAUUUUGUAAGACCAAUUGAGGUGUGAUGAGGUGACAGCAAAGGAACCGCCGAAGCGCACUCUGGCACCUUACAUAACCUCAUGCUCUACAGGUGAAGACAACACACCAGCACAAGUGGUUUAACUUGGAUAGGCUACUGGUGGAUUGACACACACACACAGAACAGAGGACAUGUGGUGGUUCCAGGAAGGUCUGUGUAUUAUACCAGUAGCUCUGGUAUUAUGGACGACAGCCACGUUCAUCUUCGAUUACAUCACAGCUGUGGUGCUGAGACAUGUGGACCCACUGGUGCCAUACAUCAGUGACACAGGGACAGUUGCCCCAGAGAGAUGUGUGUUUGGAAUCAUGCUGGAUGUGUCAGCCUUUCUAGGUGUAGCCACUGUGUAUGUACGCUACAAGCAGGUCCAAGCCUUGACAGACGAAGAGGAGUCAAAGCUCCAUAAACUCAACGUCUUGGGCCUGGUGCUGGGAUGGACCAGCUCCUUUGGCAUGUGCAUCGUCGCUAACUUCCAGAAAACCACUCUGUUCUUCAUGCACCUGGUGGGGGCGAUAUUGACGUUAGGUGUGGGGGCCCUAUACAUCCUGGUGCAGACACUGGUGUCGCUGUACAUGCAGCCUCACGUUCACGGGAAGAGUAUAUUCUGGGUCCGACUCAGCAUAGGAGUCUGGACCUUUGCCAGCAUUAUCAGCAUGUUUGUUUCAUCUGUCAUCAUGUACAGCAGUCUGCCUGGAGUGGACGUGGCCCAUAAACUGCACUGGAUACCUGGAGAGACGGGCUACAUCCCUCACAUCAUCAGCACCAUCUCUGAGUGGUCUCUGGCUCUGUCCUUCGUCAGUUUCUUCCUCACCUACAUCCGAGACUUCCAGAAAAUAACGCUGCGGGCAGAGGCGGACCUAAGGAGUAAUCACAUGUAUGAUUCACCACACUACAGCAUCACCACACCUCUCAACCAAUCAGAGACCUCUCCACUGCUGGCGGGGGGCAUCUGAACAAGACCACUCCUAGUAGUGUGGUUGAGUCGAGCUGUAAAUGUCAACAUACUGAAUGGAAUAAAUUAGAUUAUAAUGCGGAUGGUUCGAGCCCUGAAUGCUGAAAGCCGUGGUAUAUUAGACCGUAUACCACGGGUAUGACCCACAAACAUUUUGUGUUCUAAUUUAGUUGGUAACCAGUUUAUAAUAGCAAUAAGGCACCUCAGGGGUUUGUGGUAUAUGGCCAAUAUACCACAGCUAAGGGCUGUAUCCAGGCACUCUACGUUGCAUCACGCCUAAGAACAGCCCUUAGCCAUAGUAUAUUCGCCAUAUACCACACCUCCUCUGGCCUUAUUGCUUAAACAUAGAAUGCUGAGUGUGCAAGUACAAAGAUACUGCUGAUAAGCCUAAUUCUUAGGUACAGUAGAAAUGCCACACGCCAUUUUUAAACUGACAUGCCUUUUGAUGUCAACUGCACUAUUUUCACUGACAUUUGGUUCUUGUGUUAUGAGCGGUACAUAUUUGUAUUGGGCCUAAGGGCAUCAUCUGACAAAUGUCAUCUGUGGUGUGUUCAAGGUUUUUACACCUUGUACUUUUUUUUAGAAUUCAGAACACAACUAUGCUAUUCUUAUCAACCACUGGAUGGUGCCAAAGAGCCAGCAACACGUUUGGUUCUGCUUUCUUACAAGUCUAGCAACCCCCUCAACACAAAAAUAGAUAUGAGCAUUUGUUUCUUCCCCAAUUAUGAUUUAAAUUACUUCCAUACAGACCCAUGAAAAAGUAAGUCAUCUCUUUAACAUUGAAUGGAUAAAAUAUAGGGGAUGUAAGCAGGUUUAAAAUAUUACUGAAUCUCUAUGAUUCUCUGAUUAUUCAUUUUGUUUCUACUAAAAGUGGAUUUUGUUGUAUAAGAAAAUGGCAGCUGGCUACUUGUAUUUGCACAACAAACACUUGUCUCAAAUACAUAAUUACAGUUGUCGGUUAGCUGGUGAAUUUUAGCCAUAAUAGCAUUGAUAUGAAUUCAGUCAAAACACUUCAAAACAAAACAUGGUAUCAAGAACAAGAUGAAACGAGUCACAAUUCCCCACAUGGUAGUUUCGUGUCAUUGUUGGUGGCCAUCUGGCCAUCCAGAAUUACAACUCAUGGACUGCUGCCCCAUUGAACUGUGAGGAUCUUUUGUGUGACGUUGUCAGCUAACUCGUGGACUGCUGCCCCAUUGAACUGUGAGGAUCUUUUGUGUGACAUUGUCAGCUAACUCAUGGACUGCUGCCCCAUUGAACUGUGGGUAUCUUUUGUGACGUUGUCAGCUAGCUCUGGUUAUUCAUUUGUUUUCUACUAAAAGGUUUAUUUUUAUUAUAUAAAAAAUGGCAGCUGUAGCCACCUGUUUCUAUGACACACUGGAGGUGUGUGGAGGAGGUAUUGCUGUUAACUGACAGGGAAAUAUUUUAGGCAAAUCUGAUGUUCCAUGUUUCCUAAUAAAUGGUCACAUCUGCAGAACUACA